Pestalotiopsis fici W106-1 is the source of this 876-nucleotide messenger RNA. RefSeq names its product Spermidine synthase. The transcript has 5 exons. The record is from RefSeq and is a predicted model, not a curated record. Gene Ontology annotation, biological process: spermidine biosynthetic process. Gene Ontology annotation, molecular function: spermidine synthase activity. NCBI's taxonomy places the organism in Eukaryota, Fungi, Ascomycota, Sordariomycetes, Amphisphaeriales, Sporocadaceae. Gene Ontology annotation, cellular component: cytosol. Bases 1 to 876 code for a protein of 291 amino acids.
AUGUCUGAGAUUACGCACCCUACCAUUAAGGAUGGCUGGUUCCGGGAAAUCUCCGAAAUGUGGGCUGGUCAGGCCAUGACUCUGAAGGUCAAGAAGGUCCUGCACCACGAGAAGAGCCAGUACCAGGAUGUCUUGAUCUUUGAGUCUGAGAAGCACGGCAACGUGCUGGUGCUGGACAAUGUCAUCCAGUGCACCGAGUACGAUGAGUUCUCCUACCAGGAGAUGAUCACCAACCUGGCCAUGUUCUCUCACCCCGACCCCAAGAAGGUCCUGGUCAUUGGUGGCGGUGACGGCGGUGUCCUCCGUGAGGUCGUCAAGCACGACUGCGUCGAGGAGGCUAUUCUCUGCGACAUUGACGAGGCUGUCAUCCGCCUGUCCAAGACCUACCUUCCUGGCAUGGCCGAGAGCUACAAGCACCCCAAGGUCAAGGUCCACGUCGGCGAUGGCUUCAAGUUCUUGGAUGACUACAAGAACUGCUUCGAUGUCAUCAUCACUGACUCCUCCGACCCCGAGGGUCCUGCCGAGAGCUUGUUCCAGAAGCCUUACUUCCAGCUCCUGCACGAUGCUCUCCGUGAGGGUGGUGUCAUUACUACUCAGGCUGAGAGCCAGUGGCUCCACCUGCCUCUCAUCAAGCAGGUCAAGAAGGACUGCGCCACCGUCUUCCCCGUUGCCGAGUACGGCUUCACCACCAUCCCUACCUACCCUUCGGGCCAGAUUGGCUUCAUGGUCUGCUGCAAGGAGGCUGGUCGCGAUGUCACCAAGCCCCUGCGAAAGUGGACUCCCGAGGAGGAGGUUCAGAAGUGCAAGUACUACAACUCGCGCAUUCACGAGGCUGCUUUCGUCCUCCCCAACUUUGCUGCUCAGGCUCUGCAAUAG